Molecule: messenger RNA, 849 nt
Organism: Cicer arietinum (chickpea)
Lineage: Eukaryota; Viridiplantae; Streptophyta; Magnoliopsida; Fabales; Fabaceae
Product: E3 ubiquitin-protein ligase ATL76-like
Biological process (GO): protein ubiquitination
Molecular function (GO): transferase activity
Source: RefSeq, a predicted model, not a curated record
AAACAGUGGGUUAUCAAGUAAGCAUCUCUCUCAGAUCCACAUAUGCCACCAAUUAAUUUCUCCACCAUAUGUAUUUAAGCACUCAUAUUUUCCUUUGACUACAAUGAAUGAAUAAAACCAUUCCCUUUGUGUCUUAAUGUUAUUUUCAUGUACCUAAAUAUGUGUCGCCUUCUCUAUGAUUCCCACUUUCUUCUUUAUAUGUACCAAAUUCCCUCAUUAUUAAUUACUUUUCCAUCUCCAUAUGGCUGAAUCUCAUUCUCAAUCUCCAACACCAUGUGAUAACCACCAAAAUCAUGAACAAGUUGGUGGUUUUGAUUGGAUGGUUCUUGUGGCAGCUAUUCUAUGUGCCUUUGUUUGUGCACUUGGUCUCAACACUAUGUUACAAUGUGCAUUUCAAUGUGUUGGUCGUGUACUCACUGAGCCUAUGCAAUGGAUUGCUUCUAGAAGGUUGAAUUCAGGAAUCAAAAAGAAAGAAAUGGUAGCUUUGCCAACUUCAACAUAUAGUCACUCGGGUUCUCCUUCUUCAGCUUCUAGUUGUGUCAUUUGUUUGACUGAAUUCACUAAUGGAGAACAAAUAAGGUUCCUCCCAAAAUGCAAUCAUCAUUUUCAUGUGCUUUGUAUUGAUAAAUGGUUGCUUUCUCAUUCUUCUUGUCCUACUUGUAGGCAUCUUACUCAAGUCUAAUACCUCAAUUCACUCCUUAAUGAUUGUUAUUACUAUAUUGAGCUAGCUAGUUAUUAAUUUUAAGUAGAUUAAUAUCUAGGCCUUGUUUGUAAGGUUAAUAUAUACAAGAUUUGAGUGAUAUAUGAACUUCCUCUGAUAGUUUCCCUUUAAUUUGAAUUCAAUUACUU